GCAGAUGCCGGACCUUGAUACUUUGGACUUGGGAGUGGCUCUCUCCUUCCCCAGAGCUUUAUAAAACUUCAGCCCAGAGGCUCCAGCUCUGCGAACUACAUCCUAUUUCCCUGCUCUGGAAGCCACUUCACCUGUUCUUGGAUCCCUGACUCUCCUGGCCUGUUUCUUCCCGGGCAGGUCAGUCUGUGCGGACAUCAGCUCCUUCUUUGGCGUACUGAUGGCAUCAGAGCCCCUGACUGAACUGGAGGAGGCCAUUGAAACCAUAAAGGAGACAUACCACACUUAUACAGUGGUGGGAGACCGAGGUUACCACCUGAACUUCAAAGUGUUUAAGAAACUGGUCACCCAAGAGCUGCCUCAUUUUCUCAAGGAUGUGGGCUCUCUAGAUGAGAAGAUGAAGAGCUUGGAUGUGAACCAGGACUCGGAGCUGAAAUUCAAUGAGUACUGGAGACUGAUCGGGGAAUUGGCAAAGGCAACCUUGGAGGAGAAGGUCUUGGUGGUCCUGAAGGAGUAAAGCCUGCUUGUUGGGAUGGGGGUCAGCAGGGUCUGCUGGGCUGGGCCAGGCAAAACUUCCCUUCGUCCAAAUAAAGCUUCCUCCUUGAAACACA
Molecule: messenger RNA, 608 nt
Organism: Meriones unguiculatus (Mongolian gerbil)
Lineage: Eukaryota; Metazoa; Chordata; Mammalia; Rodentia; Muridae
Product: protein S100-A13-like
Exons: 3
Coding region: 218-514 (98 amino acids)
Biological process (GO): positive regulation of cell population proliferation; positive regulation of canonical NF-kappaB signal transduction
Cellular component (GO): perinuclear region of cytoplasm
Molecular function (GO): RAGE receptor binding
Source: RefSeq, a predicted model, not a curated record